Messenger RNA from Nematostella vectensis (starlet sea anemone), 2945 nucleotides. RefSeq lists its product as uncharacterized. Lineage: Eukaryota; Metazoa; Cnidaria; Anthozoa; Actiniaria; Edwardsiidae. The transcript has 6 exons. The record is from RefSeq and is a predicted model, not a curated record. Bases 98 to 2662 code for a protein of 854 amino acids.
AUUUCGUGGAAUCGAGAAGGACCGUAGAAUUACAAGUGAAACUCCCUCCUCCGUAAUCGGUAAGCGUUAAAUUGUACUUUCUUAUUCUUCUCGCAAAAUGAACGAUCAAGAAAACGCGGCUACACCGCGGAGUUUCCACUUGUUUAACUGCGACAACACGUACGAUUUGGAUAGUGUCGAGAAGCUUAUAAAGACCGUCGCUGGCGAUGUACAAGUCCACCAGACCUACUUCCCUUUGCCUCGUAUGACUCUGCUAUCGCAGGAGUUGGAAGGAAAUACCAUGGACUGUGCUGUGUUUGUUGUCAAUGCUCAUGAGUCAAGGCUUUCUAUUAACGAGCCAAGGGCUGGUAUCGGCUACGCAAAGAUCUAUCGUGCUCUACUUAAUGCUACAGAAAACCAAGUGCUGAUUGUGAUUGGUGGAGACGAUAACUACAAGACUCAGGAGGAGAGGGAUACCUCAGUGCUGUCCCAGUGGGCGCGUGGGAAAGUCUCCUCCCAGUUCUUGGAGGAGUACAUGAAUGGCUCCCGCAGCUUCAUCUUCUCAUGGGAUGAACACCACCACCCCAUACAUGAGGAAGCUUUACAACACUUCCUGGACCCCAGUAAGACCGAUGAGUUUGUGCCAAAGCCACGCCCACCACAAGUGUCAGUCCCAGAUCCCAUCCCAGAGCCAGAGGUUGUGGACUCUGAGAUCAAGGAUAUAAAGUUUACUCCAGAUCCAGAUCCCGCCGAGUUAUUGUUCCAGCCCACCCCUCACAUGCCUACUCAAACUGCCACAGAGCCUAUCAGGAACCUUCAGCCCACCUUUGUACCAAAACUUGUCAACUUUGAAGGUUUCAAAGAUGUUGAAAUGAAAUCAGAAAACGCACCAAAUCUCCAAGUCCUUUCCUUCUGCCACAACAAAGAAGCUGCUGAAAACCUUUAUCAGUUCCUAGAAAAAGUGUACCAGCAAUUGGCUGUUAAUGACAGACCACUACAACCACCAACAUUAGAUGACUAUUCUCAAGUCCCAAGUUUCCUGGAAAAAAACAAGCCCGACUAUGUCGUGGUAGUUCUAGAGACGAAUGAAGUUCUAAAAAGUCUUGAUGGAAAAGAGGAAGAGGUCGAAGAAACUAGGGCCUUGCUUGAUAAGCUGGCCGAGUGCGUUCAGUAUCACAUUGGCAAAAAAGCCAUUAUCCUGAUGUGUGAUGACGACUGCUUAGAUGACGAUAGUGUGAUAUCACCACGUGUUGAGCAGAUGCUGAACAGGCACCGUGGGCUCAUCCCUCAACUUGAAAACAAGCUACUGGUGAUGUCGUACAACAAAAGACCAAGUAAACUCCACGAGUAUUACGUGACUGAGACUCUGUGUGGUCACGAAAUCCAGCUCGAGUUAGACCUAGGUCACGCAACGCGACAGUCACGCGAAGACGACAAGAGAUCAGGGAGGUUGCAAGGCAUUGGCGCAGAAUCAGAAAACGCACCAAAUCUCCAAGUCCUUUCCUUCUGCCACAACAAAGAAGCUGCUGAAAACCUUUAUCAGUUCCUAGAAAAAGUGUACCAGCAAUUGGCUGUUAAUGACAGACCACCACAACCACCAACAUUAGAUGACUAUUCUCAAGUCCCAAGUUUCCUGGAAGAAAACAAGCCCGACUAUGUCGUGGUAGUUCUAGAGACGAAUGAAGUUCUAAAGAGUCUUGAUGGAAAAGAGGAAGAGGUCGAAGAAGCCAAGGCCAUACUUGGUAUGUUGGCCGAGUGCGUUCGGGAUCACAUUGGCAAAAAAGCCAUUAUCCUGAUGUGUGAUGACGACUGCUUAGAUGACGAUAGUGUGAUAUCACCACGUGUUGAGCAGAUGCUGAACAGGCACCGUGGGCUCAUCCCUCAACUUGAAAACAAGCUACUGGUGAUGUCGUACAACAAAAGACCAAGUACACUCCACGAGUAUUACGUGACUGAGACUCUGUGUGGUCACGAAAUCCAGCUCGAGUUAGACCGAGGUCACGCAACGCGACAGUUUCGCGAGAAAGAUGAGAGAUCAGGGAGGUUGCAAGGCAUUGGCGCAGGUCAGGGGGGAGCUGCAAGGCAUGAGCCUGGCGUACACGGUUCGGAUGGAUUCUACGAAGGAGGGAGACAACAUUAUGAUGGACAGCAUGGCAAAGACGAGGAAGAUAGGAGGGGACAAGCCUUUGGUGGACGACAAGGCGAGAAGGGGCUUGGUAAAAAUAAGCCUGAUGAAGCUGAUGAGAUGAAAAUGUGUUACCAAGCAAUACUGUUAAACGGUCAUGUGGGCCAAGUUAUUUACCGCUCCUCUGAUUUCACCUUUCCAGACCAUGUAAAGGAGGAAUACCGUGAAAACUACAGCAGAGUCAGGAAGGCGACACUUGAAGCGUACAAGGAUGCAAACGGUCUCGUGAAGUACAUCGUUCCACAUUAUAACGAGAGCAAUGGUCAUUUUCUCCACUACCGUUCGACUAUGGAAUACGGUAGCAUAAAUCCUGCCUCGUAUUGCUAUCCGCCAGGAUAUAAACCUCCUCAAUACAUGCUUGACGACAUGAUAAUAAGAAAUGACCAUCAUUUUUCGGCCACACUCGAGAUAUGGGAAGAUGAACGUGGACAGUUGUACCCAACAGUUGAAGUAGGGAGCAGCCCCACAUGUGGGCGAAAAAAAUGCGUCAUCGUUUGAGGGAAAUCCGUUCUGAAUAAAACCUGAUAAGUAUUGAUAGGACUAUUAAUUUAAUAGUCAAACUAAAAUAGACAUAGCCAAGAAUUGGUUGGCAUUUCGAGCUGUUUGUUUAGUUAUCGGCGGGGUAACAGGGUGCCGGGUGUAGGCGCAUGACUUGGUUAUACCAUCCAUGGGCAGGUACGAGUGCGGCAAACCACAGCAUUCAGUUGCGCUGGUAUCACGAGAAUUUAUUCUAAGUUUAACGAGGAUGUUCAAAUGAAAAAUAUAUGAGUCGGUAAAUGAA